This is a messenger RNA of Camellia sinensis, 1689 nucleotides long. NCBI's taxonomy places the organism in Eukaryota, Viridiplantae, Streptophyta, Magnoliopsida, Ericales, Theaceae. The record is from RefSeq and is a predicted model, not a curated record.
UCGCAAAAGCCUUGUUAAAACGGCAUCAUUUUAUUUGAUAGAAUUCAUCAUUUGUGACAGUUUAAGUAUGCCGUCGCAAAAAGUAAUGAAAUUUUUCAAUCCUGCUCAUUUUAGCCUAUUCGCGAUCAUAUGUUUCCCCAAAAUCCCCAAACCUUUCUGAACCAACCCAAAAUCCCUAAAAUCUCUAAAACCAAAAUCCCCAAAAGCAUCUAAUCAAAAAAAAAAAAAAAAUCCCCAAAUCCAUUUUGAAGCAAAAUCCCCAAAGCCCUUGAGCCAAAAUUCAACGACAGUGACGGACGACAAUGGUGUUCGACGACGGCUAGCAGCGAGGGAGCAGCAAAGCAGAUUCACGAAGCAGAGUCAGAUGACCUAGGGUGAAUCACGAACCAACCAAAGGCCUAGGAUCAGAAGCAACAAAGAUCAUAUUAUAUACAUAUAUAAUAUGUAUGUAUAAUGAUAUAAAGGGAGAAAAAGUGAAGAAACACGUAAACUAAUAUGGUCCGUGUAUGCAACUGAAGAACAUGAUUCUUCUUCUUCUUCUUCUUCUUCUUCUUCUUCUUCUUCUUCACUCUCCUCAUUCCAUUCACCAUCGUUUUUCUUCGAUUCGCAAAUCGCUUAUGUUCCGAUCGAGUCUCUCUUUGUCUCUACAAAUGAAGAAGGAAGCUUCAUCGAUUUUAUUGACCUUGGAAGGGCUCGAAGACGUCGAUGAGUUCGUCAGGGCAAGCGAAGUCGGUUCAUCCGUGACGUUUGAAUGGUUUUGUCAUGUGAAUAGAUCUCAUGCAGAUUGGGAACCUAGCUUUCCGAGAAAAUCGCUUCGAAGAGUUAGCGUAAGUGCAAUAGAGGCUCUUUAUGAACUAUUUAAGAAGAUUAGUAGUGCAGUAAUUGAUGACAGUUUAAUCAACAAGGAAGAGUUUCAAUUGGCGUUAUUUAAAACGAACAAAAAAGAGAGCCUAUUUGCUGAUCGGGUAUUUGACUUGUUUGACACAAAACAUAAUGGCAUCCUAGGCUUUGAAGAAUUUGCCCGCGCACUCUCUGUAUUUCAUCCGAAUGCCCCUAUCGAUGAUAAGAUUGAGUUUUCGUUUCAAUUGUACGAUCUCAAGCAGCAAGGUUUUAUUGAGAGGCAAGAGGUAACUACUUGCAUUUUCAUGAACUGUUUUGAGACCUAAAUUAAUUAAAUUUGGACUUUCCAUAGGCUGUGAUGGCUUCCAUUAUUUUCACUUUUCUGUUUUUCACUGGUCUUAAUUAAUAUUCUAUGAUCACUGAAAUCUACUCUAUUGUUUUCUUAUUUGGUUUAGUGAAUUAUAUGAAUUGCUAAUAGAUACCAAUAUCUUAUCCCAUGAAAAAUCCAUAAACCGUGACUUGACUUGAGAGGCAUUGCUGAAAAAAGUUUGCUUUGUUGUUUAAGUUUCAGUAACUUUUCCAUGUGCUAAGACACAAUGUGUUUUUUUUCAAUGGAGCACAAUUCACAUAGGGACAAUACGUACACAGAAAAAUAUCAACUAAGGUAAGAAACUAUAAAGCCAAAAUAUGAACUACCAUUGUUGGGUGGGAAUAUAUUCUCAAACGUUCUUCUAAGCUAUAUUUCUUUAUUAUUGGGUUGGAACCUUAAAAACAAUGUAGGAACUGUAGGUUGAAUGGAUAAAAUGAUCGUUGUAUUUUUACCAGUUGUUUUGUUGAAAGUUUGAAAUG